Messenger RNA from Hansenula ciferrii, 2061 nucleotides. RefSeq names its product Lactation elevated protein 1. Gene Ontology annotation, cellular component: cytoplasm; mitochondrion. The transcript has a single exon. Lineage: Eukaryota; Fungi; Ascomycota; Saccharomycetes; Phaffomycetales; Wickerhamomycetaceae. The record is from RefSeq and is a predicted model, not a curated record. Gene Ontology annotation, molecular function: ATP binding; ATP hydrolysis activity. Bases 1 to 2061 code for a protein of 686 amino acids.
AUGCUAAAGUUGAUCCAAAGAAGAUCAACGAGUCUAUUCAAUCGUUAUUAUUCAAAACAUACAACUGGUCCUCAAGGUGUCAAUGGUCGUCUACCAAUCCCAAGUAAUUUCUAUAACUAUGAUACCAUAUUAACUGAUUCUUAUACAACUUCAACUCAUCAUCAUCAUCAUGAACAAGAUCCACAUCAUCAUAGUCAGCAUCAGAAUUAUACUCCUCCAAGUUCAACUGCUGUAUCAUUAACAGAUCCAUUAUUAAUUUAUCAAAACUAUGUCUCUAGAGGUGUUUUAAAACCUGAUUCAAAUCAAUUAAGAGCUGCUGUGGAAUUCCAAAAAUUAUAUUACAGAGUUAAAGAUUAUAAACCACCAAUAGAUUUACAAUUCAAAAUCAAACAAUUGGUUCGAGAAAUUGAAAAUAAGCAUCAAUUAAUGUCUUCAUCUUCUUCUUCUUCAAAAUUUAAACCAAGUUGGUAUCAACCACAAAUCAGCAAAACUCAAGAUUUAAUUAAAGUUCUUACAGAUGAAGAACAAUUAACAAAUUUCCCCUCGCCUCAUGGUUUAAUAAUUAAUGGUGAAGUAGGUUGUGGGAAAUCAAUGUUGAUGGAUAUUUUUGCAAAUUCAUUACCUCAUGAUUCUAAAUGUCGUUGGCAUUAUUCAAAUUUUAUGCUUUGGAUAUAUAAUGAAAUUCAUUUAAUUUAUCAAAGAAGAGUAAAAUCAUCAAAAAGUGGUGGUUCUGCAUCUGCAAUGAACUCAUUAGAUAAUGAGUUCAUCUUGUUUGAAAUUGCACAAAAAAUGAUUCAAAAAAAUACAGUAUUAUUAUUAGAUGAAUUUAUGUUACCAGAUUUAGCUGCUGCAAAAAUUGUUAAAUUAUUAUUCACAUAUUUCUUUAGAUUAGGUGGUGUUCUUGUUGCUACAUCAAAUAGAUUACCUGAAGAUCUUUAUGCAACAGAUUUUAGGAAAAAAGAGUUCAGAUCCUUUUUAAGAGUUCUUGAGGCAAGAUGUUAUUCAUUAGAUAUGAAUUCUGAAAAUGAUUAUCGUGAUAUCUUGAUGAAAGAUUCUUCAAAUUCAAUAAAUUAUUUGGUUUCUAAAGAAGAUUCUAAUCAUCAAUCAAAUUGGGAAAAUUUAUUAAAAAAUGAAAUACCAAAUGUUAAUGUUUUGGAUUCAAAAAAUGGUUCAUUGGAUAAAAUUACAGUUUAUGGUCGUGAUUUAACCAUACCAUGGUAUAAUUCAGGUAUUGUUAAAUUUGAAUUCAAUGAAAUUUGUGCUGGAUUAUAUGGACCAGGUGAUUAUAUCUCCCUUGCAUCAAAUUAUCAUACUUUUAUUAUUGAUAAUAUUCCAAUUUUGAAAACUUCAAUGAAAAAUGAAGCAAGAAGAUUCAUAACUUUAUUAGAUGCAUUAUAUGAAUCAAAAUGUAAAGUCUUUUUAAGGAUGGAAAUUUCACCUGAUAAUUUAUUUUUCCCUGAAGAUAUUUUAACAAAAGAAGAACAAGACGAGGCAAAUAGAAUUAAAGUUCAAGAUGAAGAAAUGUUUUCCAAAACUCAAAUCGCUUUAACGGCUCCUUAUAGACCAAAUGUUUCAUAUUAUGAUGAUGAAUCAAUUGUCUAUACAGAAACUGAGAAUUCAAAUAAACCAAUAAUGAAAAACAUGGAUCUAAGUUCAACAAAUUUUACAGAUCGUAAGGCAUUCACAGGUGAAGAUGAAAAAUUCGCAUAUAAAAGAGCGGUUAGUCGUAUUAAGGAAAUGACAGGUUCAUUACAUUGGAGAAUGGAAGGGAAAUGGACUCCAGUGGAUCAAUCAAUGAGACCAUGGGAAUUUAAACAAUCUGAACAAUUAAGUAAUUGUGAAAAACAAUAUGAUGAUAUGUUGGAUUUAGAUAAUGAAUAUAAUUUUAUGACUGGAAGAAAUUUUAAUAAUGCAAGUAUGAUUAAACCUGAUAAUGAUUCUACUGGGUUAUUUGCUCCUGUUUUCAAUUCAAUGCAUUUUUGGUCAAUGGGUUUAUGGGGGAAAGGUAAUAGAUUAAAAGAUGAUUUUGCGAAGAAAUGGAUAAGAGGUAAUGAAUUAUAA